GAAGCCAACCACAGUGGGUUUGUGUGUCUCUGUCCAUAUGCUCAGAGCAGUGUGGACUGACGGCCUGUGUGCUGUCUCAGUGUAGUCACUUCCAGAGAUCCUUUAAGUGGGGAGACUUUACUGGAUUACAGUGAGUUAGACUUGGAUAGAUUGAUAAGUGUUACUGUAGAAUAGAGAAGCAGUUCUGUGUGACAGAUAGUUUGCGACUGACUGUGAGGCUGUGUAUUUAUGUGCAGACAGAGGAGUUGGCUCGACUACAGCUACAGUUCAGUGACCACGCUUCACUGACUCAACCCGUGGAUGUCACAAUGCUAUGUCCAUGCUGAGGAGGUCUUUCUGUUCCGAGCUGUUCUGCUGGAUGAGGCUGGAGCUGGAUGUGUUUCUCUCCUUUCCUGGACUGUGAUUGUGGUGAUCUCACUGCUGGAGACAUAGGAAGCUCUGUCUUCAGCUCUUCUCACAUUCUCGGUCAUCUGGUCUCUAGUAGCGCUGGCUGCCUGCCUGUAGAAAGCAGAGAGCAGAACAGAGAGCAGAGCAGGACUCACUCUGUUCUGUGGAGCUUGUUUCGCUGCCUGGACUGGACUUUAUAACGAGGAUGUUUACCCAUAUAAGAGGAUAUAUUGCUGUUGUGUAAAAAGGGAGCCGUUGUGAGAGACGGUAACUUUCCCUAGAAAGUGCCCAGACCCCGCCACUGCCAAGCCAUGGCCCCUCGCAAGCGUCCAGGGCGGGGCUUUUCUGAUAUAUUCUGCUGUUUUAAAGGGAGCGAUCACCCGGAGAUCACCUACCGCCUCCGUCAUGACAGUAACUUCACCCUACAGACCAUGGCGCCUUCCCUGCCCAUGCCGCCUGAGGAGGAGCUGGAUGCCAUGUUCUCUGAGCUUGUGGAGGAGCUGGACCUGUCAGGGAAACACAGGGAAGUCAUGUUCGCCCUGCCAGCUGAAAAGAAAUGGCAGAUGUACUGCAGCAAGAAGAAGGAGGGAGAAGAGAGCAAGGGUGCGACUAGCUGGCCAGAGUUCUAUAUCGACCAGUUGAAUUCCAUGGCUGCUAGGAAGACUCUUAUUGCGCUGGAAAAGGAGGAUGAGGAAGAGAGGAACAAGACCAUAGAGAGCUUGAAGACCGCUCUUAGGACUCAACCAAUGAGGUUUGUGACGCGGUUCAUCGACCUGGACGGCCUAACCUGCAUCCUGAAUUUCCUGAAGAGCAUGGACUACGACACCACCGAGUCCCAGAUCCACACGUCGCUGAUCGGCUGCAUCAAGGCCCUGAUGAACAACUCCCAGGGCCGCUCCCACGUGCUCUCCCACACAGAGAGCAUCAACAUCAUCGCCCAGAGCCUGGCCACUGAGAACGUCAAGACCAAGGUGGCGGUGCUGGAGAUCAUGGGUGCUGUCUGUCUGGUGCCAGGAGGCCACAGGAAGAUCCUGGAGGCCAUGCUGCAUUACCAGAAGUUUGCCUGCGAGAGGACUCGCUUCCAGACUCUGCUAAAUGACCUGGAUAGGAGUACGGGGCGCUACAGGGACGAGGUCAACCUGAAAACAGCCAUCAUGUCCUUCAUCAAUGCAGUGCUCAGUCAGGGAGCAGGGGAGUCAAGCUUUGAGUUCAGAAUUCACCUGAGGUACGAGUUCCUUAUGUUGGGCAUCCAGCCAGUCAUCGAUAAACUGAGGUCCCACGACAACUCAACGUUAGACAGGCAUUUAGACUUCUUUGAGAUGCUGAGAAACGAGGAUGAACUGUCGUUGGCAAAACGCUUUGACACCGUGCACAUUGACACAAAAAGUGCCACGCAAGUGUUUGAACUCAUAAAGAAGAAGAUGAGCCACACAGAUGCACACCCGCACUUUAUAUCUGUCUUACAGCACUGUCUCCUUAUGCCUUACAAGCGUAGUGGGAACACGGUGCAGUACUGGCUCCUCCUGGACCGCAUCGUCCAGCAGAUCGUCCUUCAGAACGACAAAGGUCACGACCCUGACGUCACCCCUCUGGAGAACUUCAACGUGAAGAACGUGGUGCGAAUGCUGGUCAACGAGAAUGAAGUCAAACAGUGGAAAGAACAGGCGGAGAAAAUGAGAAAAGACCACCACGAGCUGCAGCAGAAGUUCGACAAGAAGGAACGCGAGUGUGACGCCAAGACCCAGGAGAAGGAGGACAUGAUGCAGACGCUGAAUAAGAUGAAGGAGAAGCUGGAGAAAGAGUCCAGCGAGCACAAACAGGUCAAGCAGCAAGUGGCCGACCUCUCCGCCCAGCUGCAUGACCUCAGCACUAGGCCAAAUCCAAGUGUUUCUGGUGGUCCUCCAUUCAUACCUGGGGCCCCUGGAGGUCCCACAGUACCCCCUCCCAUGCAGGCUGGCAUGAUCCCAGCCCCUCUACCACUCACUCAGGGCAUGCCUCCACCACCACCCCCUCCACCCGGUGGACCCCCACCUCCUCCGGGCAUGGCUCCACCACCACCCCCUCCACCCGGUGGACCCCCACCUCCUCCGGGCAUGGCUUCCUUCGGUCUCCCUCCUCCCCCUGGAGCUCCAUUGGGACCUGGUCUGAAGAAGAAGAAUAUCCCCCAGCCUUCCAACCCACUCAAGUCAUUCAACUGGGCUAAGCUGGCUGAGAAUAAGCUGGAGGGCACUGUGUGGACGGACGUCGAUGACAUCAAUGUUUUCAAAAUCCUGGACCUUGAGGACAUCGAGAAGACCUUCUCUGCAUACCAGAGACAGCAGGACUUCUUAACAUUGAACAAUAAGAAAGAGUCUGAAGAUGACACGGUGACCUCCAAGAAGGUCAAGGAGCUGUCAGUCAUCGAUGGUCGCAGAGCCCAGAACUGUAACAUCCUUCUCUCUCGGCUGAAGCUGACCAAUGAGGAGAUCAAGAGGGCCAUCAUGACGAUGGACGAACACGAGGAUCUGCCCAAGGACAUGCUGGAGCAGCUGCUGAAGUUUGUCCCAGAGAAGAGUGACGUGGAUCUCCUGGAGGAGCACAAGCAUGAGCUGGACCGCAUGGCCAAGGCUGACCGCUUCCUCUACGAGAUGAGCAGAAUCAACCACUACCAGCCAAGGCUGCAGUCUCUCUACUUCAAAAAGAAAUUUGCUGAAAGAAUCGUCGAAGUCAAACCUAAAGUUGAAGCACUGAUCAGGGCAUCUAAAGAGGUGCUGCAGAGUCGCAACCUCAAGCAGCUUCUGGAGGUGGUCCUGGCCUUUGGUAACUACAUGAACAAGGGUCAGAGGGGGAACGCCUAUGGCUUCAAAGUGUCCUCACUCAACAAGAUUGCUGACACCAAGUCCAGCAUUGACAAGAACAUCACUCUGCUGCAUUACCUGAUCACCAUCCUGGAGCAUAAGUAUCCCAAAGUGGCCGUGUUCCAGGAAGAGCUUCAGAGUGUUCCAGAGGCAGCCAAAGUCAAUAUGACAGAGCUGGAGAAAGACAUCAACAACUUGCGUUCUGGACUGAAGAGUGUGGAAAUGGAGCUGGAGUUUCAGAGAGGUCUUCCUCAGGUUUCGGGGGAUAAGUUUGUGUCUGUGGUGAGCCAGUUCAUCACCGUGGCCAGCUUCAGCUUCUCAGACGUGGAGGAUUCUCUGACCGAGGCCAAGGAGCUGUUUCUGAAGGCAGUGCAGCAUUUUGGUGAGGAUGCAACUCGUAUGCAGCCUGACGAGUUCUUCGGAAUCUUCGACCAAUUCCUGCAGGCGUUCGCAGAGGCCAAGCAGGAGAAUGAGAACAUGCUCAGACGCAAGGAGGAAGAGGAGCGACGGGCCCGCAUGGAAGCACAGCUGAAGGAGCAGAGGGAGAAGGAGCGCAAGGCCAGGAAGGCUAAGGAGAACUGUGAAGAGGACGGUGAGUUCGACGACCUUGUUUCAGCACUGCGCUCUGGGGAGGUGUUCGAUAAGGACCUGUCCAAGAUGAAACGCAACCGCAAGCGCGUCAACUCAUCAGCUGAGACCAGCAGGGAGCGGCCAGUCACCAAACUGAACCUCUAAAACAACUGAUGACGGAUCCUUUGUCCUACUAGAGCUAGGCUAUGCUGCCCUCUGGUGGCUUGGAAUGGGCCUAGCGCCCCUUCAUUUUGGAGUGGACAGAACUCACCACUAAAACAGAACUGAAAUGAGCAUGAUAGGUGGUGGACAGACCUCUACUUACUCUUCUGCUACUCAAGCAACAAUAACCCAGAGCUUGUGUCUGUCUGGAAACAGACAUUACCUCCUAAUGAAAACCAUGAACUAUGGAUCAGGAGUGACUCUAAGCUAUUUGUGUUAACCAACAUUUUUUAAAUGCUGUGGUCUGAAUGACAGUUUUACUCAUGUCGUGAAUGGGGCACUUUAAUAGCAUAGGGCUGGUGCCCUAGAGUAGGACCCUCUUCUUGACCCUCCCUGUCUGCAAAGAUAACCAGGAAGUGGAAUGGAAAGCCUGGGAUAACACACACACACACACAGUGACCCUGGCGGAGACCCGUUUCCUGUUUUAAUCGGGAGAAUGUACUAGCCUUUGUGUAAAAUCUUUCCUGCUAUUGUGUUCAGUCAGAGUCCCUUAAGGGUAUAGUAAAAGAUGUCAACCUCAUGCAUAGAAACAGUGUCUGUUGAAGCACAAUCCAGUAUGUAUGAGUGAUAAUGUUUUUUAGCUGAGCACAAAAGCAUAACAACAAGAUACACAUUUUGAUACUGUUUUUUUAAUCACAAUUUUACAAAGACCUGAUUUAGAUAUAUUAAAAACCAAAUCACAGAUGCAAUAUUGCCAUUUUAUUAGAGCCCUAACGUUCACCUUUAGAAAAUAAUCUAUUGAAACAGCAACAAAAGAUGGGUCUAAAAAAUAAUGUAUAUUUUACUGUAUAUACAGUAUUGUAAAAGAGUAUAGGACCUAGUUUGAAGUUUUGAAAGGAUAUUGUCUCUGAUUUGAUUUAAAGUGUUACCAAAAAUGAUUGCUCUACUUCUGGCCAUCCUGACAAACAGUGUGGAUAUCAGUCUGGAAACUAUGCAUCCUAUACAUUUUUUAUUUGUGUUCAAUACUGUCAUAUAUGUGUAUAUAUUAUGUAUUGUGCCAAUUCCCGUGUCACCUUCUCACUAUGUUAUGUACAGCAGAAACUUUUCAGUUAUUUAGUCAGAUCCAAUUAGUAAAACCCUUCUAAAACCUUUGGUCACAUUUCUACCAACACCCUCCUCAACUGUGUGAUAGCAUUUCUGAUGGAGUUAUGUGGGUUCUUUCAAUACAGCUUUUUUAUUAUUUAAACAACUUUCUAUUUCGAAACGGACUAAAGUAAUAAACCUGGAUGUCAAUUA
Oncorhynchus gorbuscha (pink salmon) is the source of this 5252-nucleotide messenger RNA. RefSeq names its product dishevelled associated activator of morphogenesis 1a (gene daam1a). NCBI's taxonomy places the organism in Eukaryota, Metazoa, Chordata, Actinopteri, Salmoniformes, Salmonidae. Gene Ontology annotation, molecular function: small GTPase binding; actin binding. Gene Ontology annotation, biological process: actin cytoskeleton organization. Gene Ontology annotation, cellular component: stress fiber. The record is from RefSeq and is a predicted model, not a curated record. The transcript has 26 exons. Bases 699 to 3959 code for a protein of 1086 amino acids.